AGAUCCGGGCUCGGCCGGGCGGCUUCCUCUUUCUCUGCGGCCGUGGAUAAGGCGGCUUUGCUGAGGCCAGGGCUGCGCCGCAAUCCGUCUCCAUCGCCUCCGGGAACGCUCCGUAUCCACUCACCAUGACGGAACAGAUGACUCUCCGCGGGAUCCUAAAGGGACACCGUGGCUGGGUGACACAAAUCGCCACCACCCCUCAAUUCCCAGACAUGAUUCUGUCGGCGUCCCGAGAUGCAGCUAUCAUCAUGUGGAAACUAACUAGGGAUGAGUCCAGUUACGGUAUGCCUCAACGUCGCCUCGAUGGUCAUGGUCACUUCAUCAGUGAUGUGGUCAUUUCUUCUGAUGGUCAGUUUGCCCUUUCUGGUUCCUGGGAUAAAACCCUGCGACUUUGGGAUUUGACAACGGGUUUGACGACCCGCUCAUUUAAUGGUCACACCAAGGAUGUACUGAGUGUUGCCUUUUCAGCAGAUAAUCGGCAAAUUGUGUCUGGUUCCCGUGACAAAACUGUUAAACUGUGGAACACCCUUGGAGUUUGCAAGUACACCAUCCAGGACGAAUGCCACAGUGAAUGGGUUUCGUGUGUUCGCUUCUCGCCAAAUAGCAGCAAUCCCAUCAUUGUCUCCUGUGGGUGGGACAAACUGGUUAAGGUUUGGAACUUAGCCAACUGCAAACUGAAAACAAAUCAUAUUGGGCAUUCUGGUGUCCUGAAUACUGUUACCGUUUCUCCUGAUGGAUCCCUAUGCGCUUCAGGUGGCAAGGAUGGACAAGCCAUGUUGUGGGAUCUCAAUGAGGGAAAACAUCUGUACACCUUGGAUGGUGGUGACAUUAUCAGUGCCUUGUGCUUUAGUCCCAAUAGGUAUUGGCUAUGUGCUGCCACUGGGCCCAGCAUUAAAAUUUGGGACCUGGAAGGAAAAAUCAUCGUGGAUGAAUUAAGACAAGAAAUAAUUAGCACCAGCAAUAAAGCAGAGCCUCCACAGUGUACAUGCCUGGCUUGGUCUGCAGAUGGACAGACCUUGUUUGCUGGCUACACGGAUAACCUCAUCAGAGUCUGGCAGGUCACCAUUGGAACAAAAUAAAGUACUUUUUGCAAGAAGUUGGAAAAUCUUGUUCGGGCUGAUUUAAAAUAAAAUAUUACUGUCACUUUG
This is a messenger RNA of Leucoraja erinaceus (little skate), 1148 nucleotides long. RefSeq names its product receptor for activated C kinase 1 (gene rack1). The transcript is spliced from 8 exons. Bases 126 to 1079 code for a protein of 317 amino acids. Gene Ontology annotation, molecular function: protein kinase C binding; ribosome binding; translation regulator activity. Lineage: Eukaryota; Metazoa; Chordata; Chondrichthyes; Rajiformes; Rajidae. Gene Ontology annotation, cellular component: nucleus; cytosol. Gene Ontology annotation, biological process: rescue of stalled cytosolic ribosome; positive regulation of protein phosphorylation. The record is from RefSeq and is a predicted model, not a curated record.